This is a messenger RNA of Rubroshorea leprosula, 1015 nucleotides long. The record is from the annotation of a GenBank genome assembly. NCBI's taxonomy places the organism in Eukaryota, Viridiplantae, Streptophyta, Magnoliopsida, Malvales, Dipterocarpaceae.
GCAUAGUUGGGCCUGCUAUAUGUGGCCCGAAGUGGGCAUUGGGCCUAAUCCCAACAAAUGGAUUUCAACUUCCUGUUCUCAAAUCUGAACGGUACAUUUGCAGCAGUCUUUGCAAUUUGCCUCUUCUCUUGCUUCCUGCUAAGAAGGUCCAGGAAAGCUUACAAGGGCCAAAAACUACCGGACGCUCCAGGUAGUUGGCCUUUAAUCGGUCAUCUCCAUCUAUUAACUGGACCUGAACUUCCCCACAUAAGAUUGGGAGCCUUAGCUGACAAGUAUGGUCCGAUAUUCAACAUCCAAAUUGGGAUACACCCGACUUUGGUGGUCAGCAGUUGGGAGGUGGCUAAGGAAAUAUUUACCGUCUAUAAUGCUACUGCGUCCUCCCGUCCCAAGCUUGCUGUCGGUAAGUACCUGGGCUAUAACUAUGUCCAAUUUGGUUUUGCCCCUUAUGGUGCAUACUGGCGUGAGACUCGCAAAAUUACAGCCUUAGAGCUCCUGUCAAACCGCAGGCUUGAGCUUCUUAGGCAUGUUAGAGCCUCUGAAGUAGAGGGCUCAAUAAAGGAGUUAUACAAACUCUGGAUCAAGAGAAGAAGCGAGGCAACUCAUGUUUUGGUGGAGAUGAAGCAGUGGUUUGGGGACUUGAACUUGAACGUGUUUCUCAGGAUGGUUGCUGGAAUAAGGUAUUCCGGUGCCAGAGAGGCUGCUGAUGAGAAAGAGGUAAGGCGAUGCAGGAAGGCGAUGAGGGAGUGGUUUCAUCUGGCGGGGUUGUUUGUAGUGAGGGAUGCCAUUCCCUUUCUUGGGUGGCUGGAUUUGGGGGGAUAUAGAGAAGGCCAUGAAGAGAAUUGCCGAAGAGCUAGAUGGUAUAGUGGAGAAGUGGUUGGAGGAGCAUCGCCACAGAAAGAAGGUAGAGAAAGGAGAUCAAGACUUCAUAGACGUCUUGCUCCAUGUCCUUGGGGGUAACAAUCUUUCUGGUUUUGAUGUUAAUACUGUCAUCAAAGCAACAGUUACCGUAAGUAUA